AUGGCGAAAGAUCGAGCACAUAAGCCGCACAAGGAGAAGCGCGAGAAAAAGGUGUCGGAGGACAAGGUGAGGAAGCCGAAGAAGGAGCAGAAGGCAAAGCCCAUCGUCAAAGAUGCGUCGGAUGAAGACUCCGACAGCUCUUCUGGUGGUGCGCCUGUGGCCGACCCGAUGGAAUUGGACUCUCCCAAUGAGAAGAUAGAGAAGAAGGCCAAGAAGGAUAACAGGGAGAAAAAGAAGGCGGUCGCGGUCGAAUCGGAAGACAACAGCAGCAGUAGUGAUUCGGAAGCCGACAAGAAGGCCAAGAAGCAAAGGAAGAAGGAGAAAAAGGCAGCGAAGGAGCCUGUCGUUGAGCCCAACUCUUUCUUCACUAUUGAUACCAAGCCGAUGCCCGUUGAACCCAAAGCUGCCGCCCCCCCCAGUUCCGACUCCGACUCGAGCUCCAGCUCUGAUUCCGAUUCUGAUUCGGACGAUGGCCAGAAGGAGCCCUCAGAGGCCAAGGCAUCCAAGGCCAAGGCCCGUAAAGAGAAGGGAGAUGGAUACACGCCUGCGCCAACGGGAAUGAACCGAACUGAGCGCCGCCGACUGAUGCUGAUUGGCCGCCAACGCGAAACCCUGCGCAAGCAACUGGGCAUUGAGCCCGGCACCAAGGACGACGAGAAAGAGGCCGAUCUGGAAAAGCAGCUUGCGAAGUGGACUGAAGAGUUCGACGGCAAACUGGCCAUCCGCACGGAGAAGAAGCGCAUACGCAUGGAGAAGGACGCUGCGAAGCUGCGAAACAAAAGAGGCAAGCUUCUUACGGGCCGCAAGUUGAAGGAGCGCACGAAGCAAAUCAUGAAAAUGGAAAAGAAGGCUACCAAGAAGGCUCGCAAGGAAGGCAGUUCUUCGAGCUGA
Pseudomassariella vexata is the source of this 891-nucleotide messenger RNA. RefSeq lists its product as uncharacterized. The transcript is spliced from 2 exons. The record is from RefSeq and is a predicted model, not a curated record. The coding region runs from base 1 to 891 and encodes 296 amino acids. Lineage: Eukaryota; Fungi; Ascomycota; Sordariomycetes; Amphisphaeriales; Pseudomassariaceae.